GUAUCAGCCGUGAUCACUGGCAUAAGCGACGAGCUACAGGCGGCAAACGCGCGCCUAUCCGCAAGAAGAGGAAGUACGAGUUAGGUCGCCCGGCCGCCAACACUAAGCUUGGCUCGCAGCGUAUCCAUUUAGUGCGCUCUCGUGGAGGAAACACCAAGUUCCGUGCCCUCCGCCUGGAUACUGGAAACUUCUCUUGGGGAUCUGAAUGCUCCACCCGCAAAACCCGUAUUAUUGAUGUUGUGUACAAUGCCUCAAACAAUGAAUUGGUCCGUACCAAGACCUUAGUGAAGAACGCGAUUGUUGUAGUGGAUGCUACACCUUUCAGACAAUGGUACGAGUCAAACUACCUUUUGCCUUUGGGCAGGAAGAAGGGAGCUAAAUUGACUGAAGCUGAGGAUGCUAUCAUCAACAAGAAGCGCAGCAAAAAGACAGCCAAGAAGUACCUGGCGAGGCAGCGCCUGGCCAAGGUUGAGGCUGGUCUUGAAGAGCAAUUCCACACUGGACGUUUAUUAGCAUGCGUGUCCAGCCGGCCCGGCCAGUGCGGCCGCGCCGACGGGUACGUGCUGGAGGGCAAGGAGCUGGAGUUCUACCUGAGGAAGAUCAAAUCCAAGAGGGCCAAGUAAAAAGUGUAAUGUAAAAUAAACAUAAAACCUAA
Molecule: messenger RNA, 655 nt
Organism: Plutella xylostella (diamondback moth)
Lineage: Eukaryota; Metazoa; Arthropoda; Insecta; Lepidoptera; Plutellidae
Gene: RpS8
Product: ribosomal protein S8
Biological process (GO): translation
Cellular component (GO): ribosome
Molecular function (GO): structural constituent of ribosome
Source: RefSeq, marked provisional